CACGUGACACAGAGGACAGGAAGUCCAGCUGCUAAGCAGAUCAGCUGCAUCAUCAGCCGGAUCGUUCAUAUUUCCACUGAGGUCAUCACACACAGAAGAUGUUCCGCAGAUCUACGAGCAGAAUGACCGGUGCUCGGCCACAGCCGGGAGGAAAGUCACCAGAACAACCCGGGAGCUGAAGGCUCUGCUCAAGAGAAAUACAAGAACUGGUGUCAAGUAAAAAGGCCGGGUUACAAAGUGGGAAAGCUGAAUUACAGAAAGGAGCAGGAUCAACUGGGCAGAAUUAAAGGGGAUCACAGAGGAAACAGCUGAUAGUGUCUCAGAAGCUCGUCCCCAUGGACCCAGGUCUCGUCUCCAGAGACGACGGUCGUCCCUCCAUCCCCGACACCGACGCCCAAUCAGGGACGUCUGGUGAGAAUCCCCAAGGUGAAACCAAAGCCCGUGCAGUGAUCAAGAGGUACUACGGCGUGAUGGAUGAUGAGGGCGCAGAUGAUGUCUUCAUCCCACCACCUCCUCUUCCUCCCUCCUCCAGUGCUCUUCUGCUGCCAGCAGAGGGCAGCACAGGUGGAAUGGUAAAUAAUUCCAGUGUGACCCAUUCAACUGGGGCAACUGACGCCACAGAAGAUAGAGCUAAUCCCAGCGGCUUAGACUGGCAUCAUGGUGAGAGGCAGUCAAUGGCAGCACAGACCAAGGUGGAUGAGGUAAUAGCCACAAAGACACAGACUUCUGAGGAGUGCAUGGACGCCACAUCACUGUCCAACAUCGAGGUCCUCACGCCACCAACUGAUGAAGACCAAACAUCUAGUGAGGACACUGGCUGUCUGAUGGAAACCUGCCAUGAGACAUCAGGGAAAGAAUCAGAUGAAGAAGCUGGGGAUGUUGUGAUGUGGGAGGAAACCGAGGAGGAUAUUUGCAGUCUUACGGAGACAGACUCAAAACCAGUGAAAGAAAAUGUUGACUGUGACAGAGCGGAAACAGAUGUACCAACGCUACCUGGUCUAAUUGGGAAAGAUGAUGGUUCAGAGCCCAGUGGACCAAACACCAGUCAGCCACAGGUACCAGAGACUCCUGCUGAGGAAACCGACAGCGAUGAAGAGCACGUUGACACCAGAUCUUUGAGCUAUAAACUGACGAAGAGUGCCUGGGUGAGGAGAGAGAGCGGCAGCAGCGAAACACAAGUGUCCCAACAGCCCACCUCCGAAGUCUCUGAAGGGACGACGACGACAAAGGGAGAGACGGGAGACGGCAGCAAGAGAAUAGCAACAGAUAUCCAACAGGGAGAGAAACUGCUUCAACGUCUGCAGCUGGUGCAGCGACGGCAGGAUGGACAGAUGAUGGAGGUGGCCCAAGAAACAAGAGGUAAGGAACCGGGGGAGUUUGAGACAGAGGUGGAUCCAGGAGAAGUGAAUCUGACGGAUGGAACUGAGAUGGAAGAGAAGAGAAUUCACUCUGUUGUGGACGAGGGAGCAAAGGGGAAUGUGACAGAGAAGGAAAAGAGCGAGAGUAAAAAAGAAAGAGUGUCUUUGUCCACAAUGUCCGACGAUGCAGAAGAGGCUGAUGACUCCCAUGAUGAUCAAAGUGACAGAUGGGAGCCGGCAGAUUUGUCUCCAAUCGACCCUCAUGAAAACCCCAAUGUUUCAUCCCAACACCGAUUCUCAGCUGCUGAAACCUCCGUGGAGAAACAGAUCCAGGAGGAAAACCAGGCCAAGCAGAACCUGCAGAGAUCUGGAGCUGUGUUCAAUCUCACAGAUAAUCCAGAUGUGCUGGAGAUUCCCUUUAAGACCAAUAUCUUGCUUGAGCCACUCCCCUCCCAGGUGGACCAGCGCAGCGAUUGGCAGUUCUCUGAGCACAAGAUGCAGAAGGAGAUAAGUCAGGAGAUCCAGAGAGAACUGGUGCUGGUCAACCAGGGGAAGAUCCCAGGAGGGUACAGCAAAGAAGAGAUCCGCAAGUUAGAGGAGACCAAGCUGCUGUUUGAGGCUUUCCAGCAGGAGAACCCCGAGGGUCCAACUAGACUCCGGAAACAUCCCACCACACUAAUAAGAGGUGAUGCUAAUCCCUCUGUGCUGGAGCGCACGUGUAGUCUAGAGAGGUUUUCCCUGGAAAGGUCCCUCAGGCUUCACGAAUCUGAAACCUCUGAGAAGAUAGAGAAAAGUCCUGAAUACCUGAGAUCCAAAAGCCCAACUGGGGGUUCACGAGACAAAACACGCUUGUCCCCUUACGCAAAACAAGACAAGCAUCUACGCCUGUGCAGAAGCAUGGACUCCAUUAGCUCGGAUGUUUCCACGUCCGCUGCUGAGGCGAGGAGCAAAACCAGGGAGGGACGAGAAUCUCCGAUCCUCCAGCGAAACCCCUUCUUCAAGUUGCGUCCAGCCCUGGCUCUGCAGCCGGAGGUGGAGAAGGACAUCCGACAGGCCCGAGAGAGAGAGGAGGAGCUUCGCAGACAGAGGUGCACUCUGUACGGAGAGGACAGGUCGAGCAGCCAGGACGAGGAGAAGUCAGGAGUCACAAAGACGCUUGUAGCAGACGUCAGGAAACAGUCCAGGGGGAAACUGGAGCGCGUCUGGCCACCGCCCUCCAGGAAAGACCAGCAGAAAUCGGAGCAGUCGCAGCAGGAGCCAAAGGUUCAGCGAGCCGGAGGUCAGAAGGCUCCUCUGUGGCAGCGCUGGGAGUCCGGCCAGAUCAACGGGGAACAGCCGUCACAGGAAAACACCUGAACCUGGACGUCCUGUUGCUGCAACACUUCACAUAUCUACCACGCUAGAGCUGCACCUACAGGAAGAGGAAUCAAUAGAACCAACAAUCUUACAGUAGUUACAGCGAACAAAUAAAAAGUCUGGCUCUUUUAUCUCUGCUUUGUAUCUUGUGUCAAAUCUGCUUUUUUUUAAUAUCUUAUAGCACUGUUUUAUUCAGCAGUUAAAAAUAAAGACAAUCUUCAGUCAUAAA
Molecule: messenger RNA, 2943 nt
Organism: Hippoglossus stenolepis (Pacific halibut)
Lineage: Eukaryota; Metazoa; Chordata; Actinopteri; Pleuronectiformes; Pleuronectidae
Exons: 5
Coding region: 336-2714 (792 amino acids)
Source: RefSeq, a predicted model, not a curated record